UCCUGCGCGCGGGGCCGAGGAAGCCUUGACUUUAUAAGGCCGGCGCAGGCGAGCGCGGCGCUGCCCUCCCGCCUCGCGGGGAUCAUGCGUGAUGCCCGGCUAGCGCCCCCGCCGCGGGCCCGGUGAAGCCCGGCCGGAGCCCGGCGGAGGUGGCGGUGGGUGCGCAGCAUGGAUCCCCUGGGCGCUCACCCGCUGCAGCACAGCCACGCCGAGCCCAUCAGCUUCGGCAUCGACCAGAUCCUCAACAGCCCGGACCAGGGCAGCUGCAUGAUCGCCAGCCCCCGGCUGCAGGAGGCGGCGGACUACGGGCUGGGCUGCAUCGUGCCCGGCGCCUACAACCCCAUGCCCGGCGGCUACGGGGCAGGCGGCGGCUCGGCCGGGGGGUACGGCGGCGCCUGCAGCAUGGGCUCGCUGCCCGGCUCCUACAACGUGGGCAUGAACGGGGCCGGCCUCAACGCGGCCGGGGGGGUGAUCCGCGUGCCGGCUCAUCGGCCCCUGGCAGGGGGGGUCCCGCAGCCCCUCUCCGGCGCCGCGCCCGCGGUCAGCAACGUGGGCAGCCUCACGGGCCUCACCUUCCCCUGGAUGGAGAGCAACAGGAGAUACACCAAAGACAGGUUCACAGGUCACCCCUACCAGAACCGGACCCCCCCCAAGAAGAAGAAGCCCCGCACGUCCUUCACGCGCCUGCAGAUCUGCGAGCUGGAGAAGCGCUUCCACCGCCAGAAGUACCUGGCCUCGGCCGAGCGCGCCGCCCUGGCCAAGGCGCUCAAGAUGACCGACGCGCAGGUCAAGACCUGGUUCCAGAACAGGAGGACCAAGUGGAGGCGGCAGACGGCGGAGGAGCGGGAAGCGGAGCGGCAGCAAGCCAACCGCAUCCUCAUGCAGCUGCAGCAGGAGGCCUUCCAGAAGACCAUCAACCAGCCCAUCCAGGCCGACCCCAUCUGCGUCCACAACUCGUCCCUCUUUGCCCUCCAGAACCUCCAGCCCUGGUCCGACGACUCCACCAAGAUCACCAGCGUCACCACCGUGGCCUCGGCGUGCGAAUAAAGCCCCGGGCGGUGGGGGCAUCCGCCUGCGUUCAGAGCCACCCCAGUCCCGGAGCCCCCUUCCUCCCCGGGGGCAGCUGCCACCCACGCACAAGUCUGGGGGACGAUCCACCCACAAGCAGUGUUUCCUCUUUCUUUCUUUUCCCUUUUGAAAGCCUCCGAUGCCAGCCAAGUCCUGGCAAAGGGCUUGCUCAGCUAUCCACGCCGCUUUUCCAAAAGCUACGGAGGAAACCCCCCCUCUGAUUCCCAUCCACGGCCAGUGCAGACCCUGGGCUCGGGCUUUCCGGCUGGUUGUUUCAGACACAGCGGCGCUGUCCUGCUUGGGACCUUUCCGGGCCGAGCCCCGGGGCACUCGCGCGGCAGAAACGCUCAGGCCGGACUCGGGCGACGGACAAAACAGCCCAGCUCGCUCCCGUCACGCGGCAGAGAGUCCUUUGCAUAGCAGUUAGGGAUGCCUCCGCCCCUUUUAAUUAAUAUUUUUCCAGGGGAGGACUAAGAGGAGAAUCUGACAGAGCUUUGACGAGAGCAGAUGCAACGUUUCAAACAAUCGUAUGAAGAUUCCUGGCGGUUUCCCUGGAAACCUCAGACUCUACAUUGAUCAACUUAUAUUUUAAUAACUAUGAGACAUCUGUGGCAUUUCGCAGGGAUAAUGCAGUUUCAUUCAGCGGAUUAUUUCGGUAUCAUUUACAGACGUUGUUCAAUAUUUUAUUUACCUUUUCUUUCCCCUUUUGCUUUAGAAGUCGGUUGAUGAUGGGGAGGGGGGCAACCUCCUUCAACUGUUUCACUCGGUCAUUUCUACCGUCGUACGGAGGGAACGAGAUGUGAUGUAAGCGAGGCACUUCUUAUAGCAAAACGCCAGGAAUAUAUAGAUUAUAUAUAUAUUAUACAAUAUAUAUUUUUCAGUUAUGUAUACGCUAAAGCCACACUGCCAAUUCAAGCAGCUGGUGCAAACAAUCAAUCAAAAAACCUAUUUUCAGUGAGAUUUUUAAAGGCGUUCAUUUGUUCUGUUUUGUUUUGUUUUUUAAGUUAUGCACUUAUAAGGUGUUUUAUGUGUAUUCAUUUUAUAAAGUGCUUGUGUAAUUUAUGUGGGGGAAAAAUUAAAAAAAAAAAAAGGAAUAAACAAAAAAAAUCUCCAGGGCACUGGACAAAUCAUCAAACGCCUUGUUCUU
Alligator mississippiensis (American alligator) is the source of this 2215-nucleotide messenger RNA. It is a transcript of the gene TLX1, whose product is annotated as T cell leukemia homeobox 1. The transcript has 3 exons. The coding region runs from base 169 to 1047 and encodes 292 amino acids. Gene Ontology annotation, biological process: animal organ development; regulation of transcription by RNA polymerase II. The record is from RefSeq and is a predicted model, not a curated record. Gene Ontology annotation, cellular component: nucleus. Lineage: Eukaryota; Metazoa; Chordata; Crocodylia; Alligatoridae. Gene Ontology annotation, molecular function: RNA polymerase II cis-regulatory region sequence-specific DNA binding; DNA-binding transcription factor activity, RNA polymerase II-specific.